GAGGCUAUCCAGUGGCGGGUAGUUCAUGGGACUUUAUAUGCAAUUCGAAGAUAGUACAUUUUAAAAUCUUUGAUUGAUUAAAGUAAAAUGAUUGCUAGUGAUCAUGUUUUUGAACUUGUUGAUGUUACUUACACUGGCCACGUGGAGCCCGGAAGCUUCCUACAGAAAUUAAUUGGCACUCAACCAACUGGUAUCAUUUUACAUAAUAUAACGUUAGAACUGCAUACCGGAGAAUUAAUGGCAAUUCUUGGAUCCACAGGUAGUGGAAAACGUUCCUUGUUAGAUGUGAUCACAUGCAGAGCAAAAGGAACCACAAGGGGUCAAGUACUCCUCAACGAUGCCCCGCUGAGGAAGGAAAUAUUUAGAGAACAAUGUGCCUACAUCCCCAAAAGAGCAGAUCUUUUACCAGGACUCACUGUUAAACAGACUUUGGAAUAUUCUUCGCAAUUGACUGUGAGCUCCAAAGUAUCAAAAUCUGUCAGAAGAAACAGGGUGAAAGAAGUAUUGGCAGAUUUAGCAUUAAAUUCUGUCUCCAAUCGUGAAAUUUCUACACUCGCUUCUAGUGAAUAUAAAAGAACAGUUAUAGGUGUUGAGCUAGUUCGUGAUCCAGUACUUUUAGUCUUAGAAGAUCCAACCCAAAAUCAAGAUCCUUUAAAUGCAUAUUUUAUAAUGUCAAUUCUUUCAAAUCAUGUUAAAAAAUACCAUCGAAUGAUCAUUUUAACAUUAGAAAAACCACGAUCUGAUAUAUUCCCAUUUUUAGAUCGUGUCACUUAUUUAUGUUUUGGAGAGAUUGUUUAUACAGUAAUAGAAAAAGUAAUAGCAAUUUAUGAAGUAAUAGAAAAAGAAAGGCUAUUUUGGAUGGUUUGUCUUUCGACUGUCGAUCGUCAAACAAGAGAACGAUUUAUUUCUUCAAGUUGUCAAAUUGCUAGCCUAGUUGAGAAAUUUAAAAAUGAAGGUGCACAAUUUCGAAAAUAUGCUCAUCCCCCAGCCGAAAUGACAGAUCAUACAACUACUAAAUAUAAAUUACCAUUAACUGCUUACGGUUCACCGUCCUCUUACCAAGUUCUUUUUGCAUUAAUUAGGAGGAGUUAUGCAAGUGUAUUAAGCUGCAACAGUCGUUCCUUAAGAGAAGCAUUUGUUCGAUUAUUGAUACUUCCAUUAUUUUUUUCUUUUUUAUUUUUAUUCUAUUUUCCUAUUGAUAGUUAUCAGCAUAGUUUUGUUACUCGAAAUGGUCUAGUUUUCAAUUGUUUAACGGCUGUUACCUUCCUCUCAGCUGCUAUUACAGCUGUAGGAUAUGCACCUCAUAGAAAUCGUUACUAUCAAGAAACUAGGAACGAUAUGUAUAAUGGUUCUUUAUUUAUUUUGUCUCAAAUUAUGUACAGUUUCAUCUUAAGUGGAAUUAGUAUUUGGGCUUCAGGAUCAAUUAUUUAUUUUCUAGCAAGAAUGAGACAAGACUUAAUUAGGUGGAGCAAAUUUUGUGCUGUUUUAUGGACAGUUUACAUAUUUACAGAGAACUUUACUAUGUCAUUAAUGGUAUUUAUAAAAAAUUCAUAUACCUCGUUCGUCACCUCCAUUUAUAUAUUACUCUUACAGAUAACUUUAGGAAGUGGAACUGUAAGAUCUCUAUCAUCGCUACCUGACAUGCUUUACUAUCUUAGCUAUGGUAUAAUAUACAGAUAUGCUGGAGCAUUUCUUAAUUAUAACGAAUUUGCUGACCAUCCUCAAUUGGAUCAUGCACCAUAUUUUAAUGGUUCCGAUCGUGUUCCAUGUCCUAAUAACAAUAAUAUUCCAGGACGUUGCCUUUAUUUGAACGGAACACAUUAUUUAUCUCAACGUUACCAUAUAAAUUCAUCAUUUUAUGGUAACGAUUUGAAUUUUGAAUUGAAUUUUAUCAUAUGUUUUGUAUUCGCUUGUGGUAUGUGGAUAGCUAAUGUAGUUCUUUAUUUAUUGCCAGUACCUUUAUCUAUCAAAGAAAAGUUUUGUAAUUAA
Molecule: messenger RNA, 1989 nt
Organism: Centruroides sculpturatus (bark scorpion)
Lineage: Eukaryota; Metazoa; Arthropoda; Arachnida; Scorpiones; Buthidae
Product: ATP-binding cassette sub-family G member 5-like
Exons: 11
Coding region: 88-1989 (633 amino acids)
Cellular component (GO): plasma membrane
Molecular function (GO): ATP hydrolysis activity; ATP binding; ABC-type transporter activity
Source: RefSeq, a predicted model, not a curated record